This is a messenger RNA of Eucalyptus grandis, 636 nucleotides long. RefSeq lists its product as uncharacterized. The transcript has a single exon. Bases 1 to 636 code for a protein of 211 amino acids. The record is from RefSeq and is a predicted model, not a curated record. NCBI's taxonomy places the organism in Eukaryota, Viridiplantae, Streptophyta, Magnoliopsida, Myrtales, Myrtaceae.
AUGGGAAAUGAUAAGGUUGCCAUAGAAGGUUUUAAGAAGUUUCUGCAUGCAACUUUUCACAUAAAAGACUUAGGAGCACCUAAAUAUUUCCUUGGCAUUGAAAUUGCCCGAUCUGAACAAGGCAUUUCUCUCAGUCAGCGGAAAUUCAUAUUGGAGAUUAUUUCAGAAGCAGGUCUUUCAGGGUGCAAGCCAGCUGUUAUUCCCAUUGAACAGAAUACUAAGUUGACUACUGCAGACUAUGACAAAGGAAUGUCUCAGGAUGAUGAUCUCACAUUGGAAGAUCCUUCAAUCUAUCAAAGGCUUGUCGGAAAACUCAUAUAUCUGACAAUGACUAGGCCUGACAUCUCUUAUGCAGUGCAGACACUUAGCCAGUUCAUGCACAGUCCGAAGCAGUCACAUAUGAAUGCCGCCCUUAAAGUAGUCAAGUACCUAAAGAAGUGUCCAGGACUUGGAAUUCUCUUAUCCAGAAGAUGCAACAUGGAAAUGACAGCAUAUUGUGAUGCAGAUUAUGCAACUUGUCCCAUGAGUCGAAGAUCUAUCAGUGGAUAUUGCAUUAAAUUGGGUGAUUCCUUACUCUCGUGGAAGACUAAGAAGCAACCCACUGUAUCUCUAUCUUCAGCUGAAGCAGAAUAUUGA